This is a messenger RNA of Zerene cesonia (dogface butterfly), 1146 nucleotides long. RefSeq lists its product as uncharacterized. The transcript has 6 exons. The coding region runs from base 110 to 1003 and encodes 297 amino acids. The record is from RefSeq and is a predicted model, not a curated record. NCBI's taxonomy places the organism in Eukaryota, Metazoa, Arthropoda, Insecta, Lepidoptera, Pieridae.
GACAGAAAAUUUGUAUUAUAAUGAAUAUUUAAACAAACAAUAUAUUUCGUUUGUAAAUUGAAAUAAUAAGUGUAAUAUACUCGAACAGAUAUGCCAUAGAAUAAAAAAAAUGAUUGGUAUCAUACUGGCAAUAACUUUUAUACCAUUGUGCAAGUCAGAAGACUAUUACUACUAUCCCUUCAAUAUGUCCCGUUCAACGCUGCGCGGCAUCGCCGCCUACCGCUCAGCGCUGACCCUGGACUGGCUUGCUGCUGAAGACUUCCGGCAGAGAGAGCUGGCGGCGGCUUUUGAGACAGAAGCGCCUCCAGCAAGAGUCGUCAGCACUGAUUGUAUAUUAUAUCCCAGGCCCACACCGGGAAAGGUCGGCCGGCUUAUGUUGGAACUGCUGAAAAAUUUAGAAGGCGACGAUGGGACCCUAGUCUCUGAACUAAUUCAAGUAUUGGUGCGAACGAAAUUACUGGUGGAAUCAUCGAUGUUCGAAGCGGAACCGGACUUAGAUUCCUUGGUGAAGACACCUAUGAUGAUGAUGGGAGAACCCCACACCACUUUUCCGAGGGUUCUGGCGGUAAUAUGGAUGCUGGUCACUGAUCCUGUCACAACUAAUAAAUAUGGAUGGUGUCCUAUAAAGAAGGUGAACAAAUACCUAUCGGGGGCGAAACCAUACGAGAUAGCGAAGCAGAUGCGACAGCUCGAGAUGGUGGUGGCGAGGGCCAGGUUCAUCAUGGAGGAGUUCGUCCAGAGCAUCACGCCUGCCGACUUGUAUCAGACAACGUCUCAAAAAGUUAAAAGAACGGAGAAAAGUUCAACCUCGAAGCGUGGUAAGAAACGCCAGAAGAUAAUGGAGACGGAGAUUUCCCACCCAAAAUAUAAGCUAGAACUCCUUCAAUCACCAAAACCAGAUCAGAGUUCGCCGAAGGUGGAAGUGAGCCGAUUGAUUGUUGCCAACGAUUGUACUGUCUCAUCCAUGUCUAUGAUUUUAUUUGUCAACAGUUUAUUAGUUUAAUAAACUCUUUAUUGUAUUGAGUUGAUUUAUUUUUCAUUCUUAAUGUACAUAAUAAUUUCAAUAAAAUUGUCUGUGAACAAUAAAUUAAAUACAAUGAAUCGAUUUUUCAAAGCUUAAGAUUUAUGAAACCUCCAUAUAUCAUG